Messenger RNA from Mya arenaria, 2250 nucleotides. RefSeq names its product putative ferric-chelate reductase 1. The transcript is spliced from 12 exons. Gene Ontology annotation, molecular function: oxidoreductase activity, acting on metal ions. NCBI's taxonomy places the organism in Eukaryota, Metazoa, Mollusca, Bivalvia, Myida, Myidae. The coding region runs from base 428 to 1762 and encodes 444 amino acids. The record is from RefSeq and is a predicted model, not a curated record.
CUGGGAGUGGUCCCAGGUAUCGGCUAAUGAGUGGCAUGUGUUGACAUGUAUUUCCGAAUUGUAUUUAUGAAUCUGAAGAAGUCUCUUCAAAAUAUUAUUUAUUAUAAACUGUUGAAACGAGUGGUCGGUUACGGGCAUGUCAAUAUCUCCUUUUUAAAGCAGAAGGCGUAUACACAAAGACAGCGCUUUAACUAAAAAUAAUUUUCGGUAAUCUGAUAUUCGUUUGAUAUUGGCGGAAUUUGUUUGUGCUGACACCGAAGAAGUUAGUUAUUUUAAUUGUGCAAAAUACGAAUUUGCAUUCCUCGGGAAAUAUUUAUAGUGUAAGAGUGUAAAAACGGUUCUAUUGUUUUAAAGGUGAAUUACAAAUUAUAUUAUUAAAACGUGUGUGUAUUGAGUUGUGCUAUGAUAUGAACAGGAAGCAAAUUACAUGAGAAUAUACAUGAUGUGGCCAAACUCGGGAUACGUGUUGGUGAAAGCUUUGAUACUGGGUAUUGUGUCGUCCAAUUUGAACAGCGUUUGCGCUCAAACUAUAAGCAAGCCAAGCAGUUGUGGGGACUCCACCGGAUGUUUCCAUAACGGAUGCACGUCGGACGAUUGCGAAUUCCUGCUCAAGUGGCAGGACGGGGGCGGCGAUGACCUUGAUCUCACCUUGACUUGUAUAGGCACCGGCGACAAGUACUGCGCCAUUGGACUCUCCAGCGACUCCAAAAUGGCGAGCGCGAGUGUGAUAGAGUGUGUAUCAACGAGCAGCACCCCGGCCGUCUACGUCUCAUACAACACCGGCUAUUCCAACAGCCGCUUGUCGCAGAACCAACUUGGCCUGACACUGACGUCAUCAUCCCACACAAACGGGAUAUUCACGUGCACGUUCAAACGUAAAAAGACCGCGACUCUGGCGUCAGCGUCGGUCGCAGACUCAACCAAGUACUUCGAUAUGAACAGUGACUGGACGCUGUUGUAUGCUUAUGGGUCCUCGUCAGGUGGUUCUAUCCAGCAGCACAGCUCCAAUCCGUGCGCUUCCCUGGAGACUGCCGACUUCCAGAGCUCCGACGACGUAGGAUGUAGCGCCACUGACCGCCCGCUCGUCAAACUACACGGUAUCUUGAUGUCGCUGGUGUGGAUGUUGUUUGCCCACGUGGGUGUGUUCAUGGCGUCGAUCAACAAACAGACGUGGCCGGACUCCACCCUUUGGUUCGGCCUCAAACCUUGGUUCGUGUUCCACAUAGGAUGCAUGCUGGGGAGCACGUUGCUGACCUUAGUAGCAUUCAUCGCCAUAUUUGUCCACGCCGAGGGAUACUCAAAGAACGCUGCUUCACAUCCAGUUAUAGGCAUCAUUGUUACCUGUCUAGUUCUCAUCAAUCCCAUUAUGGCGGCAUUUCGUCCGAAGCCUGACCACCCGAGACGUAUUAUCUUCAGGAUAGCUCACACACUCGUCGGCUACCUGGCCAUUAUUCUUGCAACGGUUAACCUGUACACGGGGGCGAGUCUGUCGGCUGCGAACGCCCCCGCCUCCACUCGGAUCGUCUUGAUUGUCUUCAACGUCUGGAUCGUGGUCGUCCCUAUCGCCGCCUUUCUUUACCUCGCUUUCAGUCGAAAGCCUAAACAAAACAAGUCAAAUGAAGUAGAGCUUGAACCAUACGAUUCUGGGCAAGAAACAAAGGAGCCGCUGGACAAUGUCCGGGUGUUGAUCACAGCUGUAUACGUUGUCGGACUUCUGGCGCUGUCCAUCGCCUUCUGGGUGCUCUUUGCUGGGGGAAAAUAACCAAAUCGUACACACGAUAUUGAAAACUUACAUUGAAACCGGUGACAUGAACUUAAAACACUGCUCGUGUGGACUUCGAUCAAUCAUACUGUUAUAUUAGUUAGUUUUUGUAUUGCUAUAAGCUUUGUUGUACAUUUGUAUUUGUUUUUUGUGAACAAGAAUAUAUUUUUAGUAAUAGUUUACAUUUCAUUGCAACAAAAAUGUAGCUUAUGAGCCUUUAUGUCUCGAUAUGGUUUGCUAUAUAACUCUUUCGAGACAUAAUGCCCCAAAGCAAUAGUUUAGACAAGAUUGGACGUGGUGAAUGGACAAAACUAGUUUGGAAAAUUUGUGAUAAUUAAAGGGAAAUAACUCACAUGUUACGGGAGUGUUCAGCAGGUUGGUUUUCAAUUUAGUUUGUGUAACCAAGUUUAAUAACAAUCGGAUAAGCUUUGGUCGAGUUAGAGAAUGGACAAGGUCAAGUUGGUAGAUACUUAAAGGGACAUAUAAUA